Molecule: messenger RNA, 2235 nt
Organism: Chanos chanos (milkfish)
Lineage: Eukaryota; Metazoa; Chordata; Actinopteri; Gonorynchiformes; Chanidae
Gene: cfap45
Product: cilia and flagella associated protein 45
Exons: 15
Coding region: 1-2235 (744 amino acids)
Source: RefSeq, a predicted model, not a curated record
AUGGAAUGUGUGGGAACUCAACCAUUCUCACCAGCCAGCACAACUGUGUGCAGACAAGUGGUGUACGCCAAGCCUGGUCAGCACUGCUGUGGAAAUGCCACUUACAACCCACGAAGGCAGAUCUGCUGUGAUGGACACAGAUACAGCAGAGAGAAGGAUACUGAAUGCUGUGGUUCCCAGGCUUAUAACCGAAGCAGCACCAACCAUGUGUGUUGCUCUGGUCGACUGCAUGCCUUGUCAGCUGACAGCUCCAGGAAGAACUUUAGGUGCUGUGGACUGCUGCUGACAGAUCCCUCCAAGCAGGAGUGCUGUUCCUCAGGGGAACGAGCGUUGCUUUACUCCGCCAAGCCAGGUUUUGCCUGCUGCGGGGAUCGCUACUACAACACUUCCCUGUGGUCCUGCUGCCUCCAUCGCCUCACUUCCAAACUGGUUACUGGGAAUUAUCACCCAAGUGAGAAAGUGUCCCAGCUUCAGUCUUUAGCAGACCUGAGGAUGUCUGGCAUAUGCAAAGAACGAGUUACUGUGGGCAGAGUAGAGAGCAUGGCGCUGAUGCAAAAAGAGCGUUUUAUUGUCCUGAAGGACGUAGUGGACAUCCAUGUGCAGAAGGGCAAAACCAAGCUGACCCCGCAAAGCUUGUUGUCGAAGAGCGGUAAUAUCCGUUACGGACGCUAUCGGAUGCGUGCCCCUACCUCUGAGGUAGACGAAACACUAUUUGGAACACCGAAACAGGAACUCAUCGAUAUCAGCUCUUGCCUAUCGUUUCAGCAUCCUGCACGCGAGGGGGACUCAGACGGCAGGUCACAGAAAACAGAAAAAAUUCGUGUCAUCACAAAGGAUCUCAUUCGGGACAUAAGAAUCCCAUGUAAGGAUCCUUCAGGCCUCUCCAUCAUUCUGUGCCCCUCGGAAAUCGAACGAAUCACCACAAAGUCUCGCAUUCCCACUAAAGAGGAGAGAGAAAGCGCUUUGGAGUCACAACGCCAAGCUCGAGAGGCAGCAAUGGAGGCUGCAGAGGAGAGGAAAGCACACAUGCGGCAGGCAGACUUGUCUCGGCAGAAGAACCAGGGUCUGAGUGACUUGGAGGCUGAGGCACGGGACAGAGCACAGUACCUGCUAGAAAGAGCUAAUGCCAUGAGGUUGGAACAGGAAGAUGAGGUCAAGAAACUCAAUGAGUUAAUCUUAGGAGCACAGUGUCAUGCAAUUCGGGAUGCUCAGAUUCUGGAGAAGCAGCAGAUUCUAGCAGAGCUGCAGGAGGAGGAGAGGAGGCUGGAUGCUAUGAUGGAGGUGGACCGCAGAAGAGCAUUGGAGGUCCAGGAAGAGAUUGACCAACUACAUAAACAGCAGAGAAUCCAGGGGAAGAUGUGUAUUUUGCGUCAGAUUGAAGACCGCCAGGAAGAACGGAUGCUGAAAGAGGAGAUGAAGGAGCAGGAGGGGCAGCAACUGCUGGAGAACCUGGAGAAAAUGCAAAUGGAGGAACUGGAGGCCCUGGAAAGAAAGAGAGAGGAGCAAAGGAGGCUUCAGUUGGAGAUCCAGAGGAUCAAUGAGGACAGCCUGUUGGCUAAGGAGCAAAAGAAAGAGGAGGAGAGAUUAGCUGAUCUGAGAGCUAUGGAAUACACGCGCAAGAAACUGGAACGUGAGGCGGAAUAUGAGGCUGAGCAGCGACGGAUUAAGAGAGAGAAAGAGAAGGAGGUGGCCCGGCUGCGGGCCUUGCAGGAGAGAGACAGAGACCAUAAAGCUGAGCAGGAUGAGAUCAGGGCACGGAGAAACCAAGAGGCCGCUGAGAGAGAGUGGAGGAGGAAAGAGAAAGAGCAGAUUAAGAAGAAGUUGGAGGAGGAUGAAAAGCUGAAGGCAGCCCGUCUGGAGCAGAUUACCCACAAAGAGCAUCUGUUGGCUGUUGAGGCGGGACGAGAGAGAGCGGAAUUUGAGAGGGUCUUAAGAGCACAGCUUGAAUUUCUCACCCGCGAGAAGGAAAAGGAAGAAAGCCACAAGCAAAAGAUUAUGCGUCAUGCUGAAGGAGUGCGGCAACAGGUGCGGGAAAGGGAAACGCAAGCCAUAGCUCAGCGUCGGGAGCUCUUCCGCGAGGGAGGCCGUUUGGAUGAAGAAGCCCGUAAUCGCCGUGCCCGUCUGGAUGAGAUUAAGGAGCAGAAGCUGAUGGAGCUGAAGGCGGCCGGACUACCUGAGAAGUACUGCAAUGAAGUUGAACGCAAAAUUCACGCCCUCCCCUCUUUAGUGCGGUAA